This is a messenger RNA of Akanthomyces muscarius, 1749 nucleotides long. RefSeq lists its product as uncharacterized. Gene Ontology annotation, biological process: regulation of DNA-templated transcription; response to xenobiotic stimulus. The record is from RefSeq and is a predicted model, not a curated record. The transcript has a single exon. Gene Ontology annotation, molecular function: DNA-binding transcription factor activity, RNA polymerase II-specific; zinc ion binding. Lineage: Eukaryota; Fungi; Ascomycota; Sordariomycetes; Hypocreales; Cordycipitaceae. Bases 1 to 1749 code for a protein of 582 amino acids.
AUGUCGGCGCCCGUCUCCAAGCGGCGACGCGUGCGCAAGGCCUGCACACCAUGCCACCAACGGAAGCGCAAGUGCGACAACAGGCUGCCCUGCGGCAUGUGCACCGCCUACGAGUACGACUGCUUCUACGGCGACAGCCUGCCAGCCGGAGAAGCCAACGGCCAGCAUCGUCAGCAGCAUUCGUCGGCUCGCCGCGCCAGCCCUCAGCCCACGGCGGCCAGGAGAGCAGCAGCAGCAGAUCCGCCCAAGAGCCCCCGGACGGCGCGCGACGGAAGGGAGACCGAUGAGACGACGACGCCGCGAAGCCGCCGCGGCCGCGGCAGCACCCCCGACGGCAUCUUUGACGAGUACAAGUCACGGUACGCCGGCGCCUCGGCCGCCAUGGCCUUUCCACACGUCCUCGGCGUCGCGCUGGGCUCCAGCAGCCCGCCGCCGCGGAUGCGCUCCUUUGCGUACAACUUUGGGAUCCGGCCCGAGGAGACCUCGCACACGCACGGCUCGCUGUCGCGGCUCAUUUCCGCCGAUGACCUAACGCGCUUCUCUUCCGUCUUUUUCUCCGCCAUGGCGCCCAUUGCCGACCUCAUGGACCAGAAUGUCUACAGUACGCGCUGUCGGGACUACUUCCACGACGCUGGUCCGAACAUCGUUGCGUUUGGCGCCGUGGCGGCUGGUGUCGCCGCCCUGGGCUCGUUUCUCUCCGCGAGCAGACACCCGCAGGAGACGGAGCUGGUGCGGUACGCCAAGGCUAUCCUCGACGACCCCGUCGCGAUGCGCGCGCUGACAGUCGACCACAUCGUCGCGUCGGGUCUGCGCGUCUUCUAUCUGCGCGCCACCACGCGCCCUAACAAUGCGUGGAUCGCCUCGUGCACCGUCCUGCACCUCUGCGAGGCCGUCGGCCUGCACCGCGAAGAAAUCAUCGUCAAGACGGCGGCGAUGCCCGGGGCGCGUGCCAUGGGCCACAGCGAGGACCAGCUGCGCCGCGUCUUCUGGAUCGCGUACGCGGGUCACAAAAUCAUGUCGUACGAGUACGACCGAUCUUCGGUUUCGUUCAACGCCGUGACAUGCGGAGAAAUCUCCCGGAAAGCCGGCUCUGUCGCGGAUCAGUUUGUGACGCUAGGACAAAUCCUUCCGGGGCCCAAUUCGCCCUUUCGGCUAGAGCGCGAGGCUCUCACACCGACGGAGGAGCUGUGCGAGCGUCUCCGGGCGCUGGAUAAGCUUCACUUUGAGCAUCCAUUCAUGGUGGUGACCAAGGCCGAUCUGACAUUUUGCUUCUAUCGGCGCAUGUAUCAGCUCAAAAUGGGCAUACCCGACAAAAUUAUUCACAUGGUGAUAAACAGCGGCAAUGCGGCCAUCGUCGCCGCCGAGCAGCUCGCCAGUCAAGGACGGAUGUUUUGGAACGUCAUCGGCAGCGUUUUCCAGUACACCUGUGUCCUCCUAGCAAUGGAUACGCCGGCCGCGAAUGCGCACAUCUCAAAGGCCUUUGAGAGCCUUGGAAAUCUCGUUCGCGCCGCCGAUACGGGGCUGACGCGCGAGGCGCUGUCCAUGGCGCGCCGCCUGCUUAGUCUCAGCACGGCAAAGAAGCGCCGAGAGCUGGAGAUGCUGGAAGCCGUUGAGGCAAGCUAUCAGGACUCGCCGCCGCAGCCAGAGCCCCCAGCGGGUUCGUCUGGGGAGAUGACCUGGGAUAUGGACUGGGACCAGUUUCUCGUCGAACCGUAUCUCACAAUGUUUGGUCUCGAUGCCACGCUCUAG